AUAUAAAAAUGGAAGAUGAAUCCAUUGAAGAAUUAGUGUCUUUGGCUAUUCAAUUAGAAGAGAAAGGACAGAUUAAAGAUGCUUACUUUUCUUUUACUUCCUUAAGCCAAAAAGCAAUACAGUCUUUAGCAGAAAUUAAAUUUGUACAUUCAUCCAUCAUUUCAAUCCCAAAGCAGCACGCUAUCCUUAUUUCAGCCAUAAAAACAUGUUUACUACACAUUGAAUCAAUCAUUGAGAGCCAUUCUACAAUAUCAAGACAAAUGACGGGUGAAUCCAAGCAGGCUCCUCCACCCUUGCCUCCAAAGCCUACAAAGAUACAGAAGCCUCUUGUACCACCCAAACCUGCUCGUGUUUCUCGUCCUUCUUCUGUUGUUAUAAAAGAAGAAAUAGAUAACAAUGAUGGACUAUUAGUAAAACCACGUGUCAAUUAUAACAUCAGUAAUAGUAGUCGACCUAUCAGUUUACCUGCAGCUCGUCAUCACUAUCAACAAACAAAUACGAGACCACAGACAGAAUACUUGAAUGAACCACGAGCCGUAGACGUUGUGGCCGAAGGUGAAGUGGAUCCCAAUUACCUCGUUCCUGCUCAAACAAAUGCUGGUGAUAGUUUGACACCUGCUAUAGUCUCUUCAAUGAAUACCGAUCACGUUCCUCUUAUUCCCGCCCCACCACUUCUCACAACUCAUCGUAACCUGCAAGCCAAGCUGGAUGACUUGGAAGAGAAACUGAGACAAUGCAGAAUGAAAAAACAAGCGAUUAUGGAAGGCAGACAAACUGAAACAAACAAUAUGACCGAAGAAAGUUUGGAUCAAAUGAUUGCUCAAUAUUUACGUGUCAUGGCUGAAAUUAAAGCAACAUUGAAUGGUGUACGAACGAUCUAUAUGAGUGCAGCUACAAUACCAAAUGUACUCCAAUUCCAAGCACACAUCAUUGCCUAUCAACUAACACUUAUUGAUGCUGCUAUAUUUAACGCAAUACCUCCUCCAGCCUUAUUAGAACAUUCAUCAAAACAUCCUCAUCCUCGCAUUGUUGCAUCUACUGAUUUUUUUAAUUACAUCACCCGUUUUAUAGAACACUCUAUUCUUCUGCCCCAAGAGGCUUCUGCACGAGCUCAGCAUAUCCAUUAUUGGAUCAAAGUGGCUUCUCGCUGCUUAGAUGUAAAUAACUAUCAAACACUAAAAGCCAUCAUUUCAGCAUUAAAUACUCCACCUGUACAACGUCUGAAGAGGACAUGGUCUUAUAUACCAAAGAAAAGCUCCACAAAAUUAGAGACAUUAAAUGACCUCAUGUCUGAGGCCAAUAACUAUGGAAACUAUCGUGAACACAUGGGAAUGGUCAAUACAACGGUGGUGAAUGGGAAGAGUGUACAAAUGAUUCGUGAUGAGCAUUUCUCAAGGCCUACGGUUCCCUUUUUAGGCACCUUUAUUCAUGAUGUAACCUAUCUUUUGGCUGCCUUCAAAUCCAGUCCAGCGGCAGCAACAAUGUCACCCGAGGAGGAGCCCAGGAUUCAGGAAGUGCUGAAUACAAUGCGCCGGUUUCAAACUGGCCCACGAUAUACACCAACGAUACCCUCUUUUCUCUUGAAGUCAUCUCAAAAGCAUCAUUUUAGGCCGGCCAUCUCUAAUGCUCUACACCGAGGUGCGUCUCGUAUCCAGCGCAUGAGUGGCGGAAACAUCUUUGGAUUCGAUUCUAGUAGCAACAGCAACAGCAGUGGUGUAAGCUCCUCUAGUCUAAGUUUUAUGAGCGAUAAAGAAGAUGAUGAAGAUAACUUGGAAGAGCAACAAAAGAUGGCAACACAAUAUAUCCUGAUGCGAUCAUGGGUCAGUCAGAAUACAGUAGACGAACUUAGUACAUUGCGUGAACCUCUACAGUCAAAAUCGAAUAGUAUGUACGGAUCACGUAGUAACAGUAAUGGACCUACGAGUUCAAUCAGCAUGAAUCGGACAAGCUCCAUGUUUAGCAAUACAAGUUCCAAUGUUCGCUUCAGUACAGGAUCAACCUCAUUAAAUACCUCAGGAGGCAGUGGAGGUGAUAGUCGACCAGCAAGCAUGGAUGGUUACGUCUAAUUUAGUGUAUUAUUUAAACAUGAUAUAUAUAUAUAUAUAUAUAUA
Messenger RNA from Rhizopus microsporus ATCC 52813, 2111 nucleotides. RefSeq names its product ras GEF. Gene Ontology annotation, cellular component: plasma membrane. Gene Ontology annotation, biological process: positive regulation of GTPase activity; Ras protein signal transduction. The transcript is spliced from 4 exons. The record is from RefSeq and is a predicted model, not a curated record. Gene Ontology annotation, molecular function: guanyl-nucleotide exchange factor activity. Bases 9 to 2066 code for a protein of 685 amino acids. Lineage: Eukaryota; Fungi; Mucoromycota; Mucoromycetes; Mucorales; Rhizopodaceae.